This is a messenger RNA of Candida dubliniensis CD36, 1455 nucleotides long. It is a transcript of the gene CBP1, whose product is annotated as Cbp1p. NCBI's taxonomy places the organism in Eukaryota, Fungi, Ascomycota, Pichiomycetes, Serinales, Debaryomycetaceae. The coding region runs from base 1 to 1455 and encodes 484 amino acids. The record is from RefSeq and is a predicted model, not a curated record. The transcript has a single exon. Gene Ontology annotation, molecular function: oxidoreductase activity.
AUGUCGAAGACAAAAUCCACAAAAGUCUUAAUUAUUGGAGCCGGAAUUUCUGGAUUGAAGGCUGCAGAAACAUUGUUAUCUAAAUCAAAUUUAACAGGUCAAGACGUUCUAGUGGCUGAAGCCCAAAAUCGUGUUGGUGGUAGAUUAAAAACAACAGACGCUUCCCAAUCCAAACUAGGCAUAAACUAUGAUUUAGGAGCAUCAUGGUUUCAUGAUUCAUUAAACAAUUCAGUCUUAAAUGAUAUGAUCAGUAGUAGUUUAUUAGAUGUUCAAAAAGAUGUCUAUUUUGAUGACAAGGAUCUCAAAGCCAUUUCUAGUACUGGGGAAGUGCCUCUUGUGGAUAAGAAAUUAAAUAGAGUAUUAGAAGACAUUGAAAAGUUUAUUGAAUUGUAUUUCCACGACAGUCUAAAUGUUCCUGAUUUGUCCUUGCAAGACAUUGUUGCAAAGUUUUUUGAAAAAUAUAAUCAUUUAGUAACAGAAGAACAACGUGAACAUUGUGGGAGAAUGAUGAGGUAUUUAGAACUCUGGUUUGGAAUUAGCUGGGAUAGAAUUAGUGGCAAACAUGCUGUAAUGGAUCACCAAGGAAGAAAUUUAUUGAAUAAACGAGGAUAUGGCUAUUUAGUUGAGAGUUUACUCAAUUGCAUACCAAAAUCUUCGAUAUUAUUGGAAGAACCGGUAAACAAAAUUAUAAGAUAUAAUAAGGAAGGAGACAAGAGGGUGUUGGUUGAAACGAAAAGCGGAUUACAAAUAUUUUGUGACUAUUUGAUUGUCACUGUUCCUCAAUCAAUUCUACUGCUUAAAGAAAGUUCUCCCUAUAGCAUCAAAUGGGAACCGGAGUUGCCACAGAGAUUGGUGGAUUCAAUAAACUCCAUACAUUUUGGUGCGUUGGGUAAAGUAAUCUUUGAGUUUGACAAGAUAUUCUGGGACAAUUCUGAAGAUAGAUUUCAAAUUAUCGCAGAUCACAUAGAUGGGGAUUUAUCAAGCGAGUUGACAGAGUUACCGAAACCGUUUACCUAUCCCUUGUUUGCUGUUAACUUUGGUCGUGUUCAUAAUCUUGGUAACGGGAAAUCGAGUCUAGUAAUACUCACACAAGCACCUUUGACAAAUUAUCUUGAGGCCCAUCCUGAUCAAGCUUGGCAAUACUAUCAACCAAUGUUGCAAAACCUCUCCAUCAAUGAUGAGCCAAUUCCUGAUCCGAUCAACACAAUAGUUACAGACUGGACAAUAAAUCCUUACAUUCGUGGCUCUUAUUCAGCAAUGUACACCAACGAUGAUCCAAGUGAUUUAAUAAUUAAUUUGUCGGGAGAAUUUGAAAGCUGUGGGAUUCUGGAGCCUUACAUUAGAUUUGCAGGUGAGCACACCAUCUCAGAAGGUGCUGGUUGUGUGCAUGGUGCUUAUGAUAGUGGCAUUCGUGCUGCUGAUUGGAUAUUACAAGAUAUGAAUGUAGAAAAUUAG